AUGGGUAGUUAUUCGGACUUCAGUGCAGAGAACCUCUCCUCCUCAGCCAACAUGUCUGUUUCUUUGCUUGGGGAGGCUGCGCUCAACAGCACGGCCAGCCCUCCCUCUAUGUCCAUAAGCAGGCUCUUCCCAGCCCUGCUGGAGUGCUUUGGAAUAAUCCUCUGUGGCUACAUAGCUGGAAGAGCUAACAUCAUCACAUCGACUCAGGCCAAAGGACUGGGAAAUUUUGUCUCCCGUUUUGCACUCCCAGCUCUGCUGUUCAAAAACAUGGUGGUACUUAACUUUUCUGAUGUGAAUUGGUCCUUUCUGUACAGUAUAUUAGUUGCCAAAGCUUCCGUAUUUUUCUUAGUCUGUGUUUUAACAUUGUUGGUGGCCAGUCCUGAGAAUCGUUUUAGCAAAGCAGGUUUGUUUCCUAUUUUUGCUACACAAAGCAAUGACUUUGCACUGGGAUAUCCAAUAGUUGAAGCUUUAUAUCAAACCACGUACCCAGAAUAUCUCCAGUACAUUUACCUAGUGGCUCCAAUAUCCCUUAUGAUGUUAAACCCCCUUGGGUUUAUCUUCUGUGAAAUACAGAAGUGGAGAGAGAAUCGCACUGUGUCGCACAGCAAAAUGAAAAUAGUGGGCCUAGCACUCCUUCGAGUCUUGCAGAACCCAAUUGUAUUCAUGGUCUUCAUAGGAAUUGCCUCAAACUUUAUUCUUGGCCAGAAGAUUCCAGAAUAUCUUGAAAACUUCCUCGAUGGACUGGGCAGUUCAUUUUCUGGCUCCGCGCUUUUUUAUCUUGGACUAACUAUGGUGGGACAAACAAAAAAAGUGACAAAGGGUAUGUUUGUUGCACUGAUCCUUCUCAUCACAGCUAAACUACUUAUGAUGCCAUUUCUCUGUAGAGAAAUGGUGGAACUCUUGGACAAGAGUGAUGACGCAGUCAACCACACCAGUUUGUCAAACUAUGCAUUUCUUUAUGGAGUCUUUCCUGCAGCGCCUGGCGUGGCAAUCUUUGCAACUCAGUUCAACAUGGAAGUAGGAAUUAUUACCUCGGGCAUGGUGAUCAGCACGUUUGUGUCUGCCCCCAUCAUGUACGUGUCUGCGUGGCUCCUCACCAUCCCGUCCAUGGACCCCAACCCGCUGGCGGCGGCGCUGCAGAACGUCACCUUCGACAUCAGCGUCGUCAGCCUCCUGUCCCUCAUCUGGUCUCUCAUUGUUGUUCUUCUGAGUAAGAAAUACAAACAGCUUCCUCAUAUGAUUACAACAAACCUACUUGUUGCUCAGUUUACUGCUUGCAUCGGAAUGGUGAUAUGGAAUUUCAUUGUUAAGGAGAAAGACAUCACUGUACAGAUCCUCGUAUUUAUAUUCCUGUACAGUGCACUUUAUAGCACCUACCUGUGGACAGGUUUUCUGUCUUUCUCUUUGUUCUUAUUGAAGAAGAGCGAAGCAAUAAAGAUUCCCAUGGGGUUCAUCAUCAUAGCUGGAUGGGGUAUCCCAACACUCCUGGUAGGAAUCUUAUUAAUAGUUGGUGAACGUAACAACGAUAGCAUUGACUCUGCCUUUUUUUAUGGAAAACAUCAGAUAAUUACCACAGCAGUGAUCCUGUUUGUUAGCAUAUUGAUGUCAGGAAUCUCACUUAUGUGCAUGAACAGAAGUAGACAAGAGUCAAGUUAUGAGGUGCUGAAUCCCUACUCGCCUCGCAGCGCCGGGGAGGAGGCGGAAGCCGAAGGGAGCGAGGGGCCUCCGGUGUCGCCCGCAGGCCCUGCGGCAAAGCCACCCGCCGGGCCCGUGGCACAGCCCUCUGCGGGGAAAGGCUGCUGUUGUCAACAAACAAAUGGUGAUUUAUCCUGUGCCAGAGAGAGCAAAGCAGCGUCAGAUGCCAUCGAAAGCAAGAUUCCUCCAAUUGAGGCAGCUGAUCAAUGUGUGAGUCAGUGCAGUGCUCAAACUUGCAUAUUGGCGCAGGAAGAACAACUCCUACAGACUGCAGACAAGCAGCUGGCCAGACACGUGUUGCUGUGUCUACUCCUCGUUGUUGGCAUGUUCGCUAAUCUUUCCAGUUGCUUAUGGUGGCUGUUCAACCAAGAGCCUGGCAGGCUCUAUGUGGAACUGCAAUUCUUUUGUGCCAUAUUUAAUUUUGGCCAGGGCUUUAUUUCCUUUGGUAUUUUUGGCUUAGAUAAGCAUUUAAUCAUUUUGCCAUUCAAACGAAGACUUGAAUUUCUGUGGGGCGGUAGAGAAGCAGCAGGUCAUACAGAUCCUGCUCUUCCCGAGGAAAUCAGGCUGACGUGUCAGCAGUUUGUUCGAUACCACCGAGAUCACUGUGUGAAAAGCAUUGUGAGAGGCAGAAGGUGUAGUGCCAAGAUCUCCACCGGCAUCUUCUUCGGCUGCGACCUGGUGAGCUGGCUGCUGCGGGUCGGCCUCGCGUCCGACCGCGGCGAGGCCGUCGCCUACGGGGACAGGCUGGUGCGAGGCGGCGUCGUGCAGCACCUCACUAACGAGUUUGAGUUCCGCGACGAGUACCUCUAUUACCGCUUCCUUCCCAAGAGGGCUGCUGCCGAGGGGCGGCGGCCGCCCCGCGGGGACGGCAG
Molecule: messenger RNA, 2567 nt
Organism: Tinamus guttatus (white-throated tinamou)
Lineage: Eukaryota; Metazoa; Chordata; Aves; Tinamiformes; Tinamidae
Gene: GPR155
Product: G protein-coupled receptor 155
Biological process (GO): transmembrane transport; intracellular signal transduction; negative regulation of BMP signaling pathway
Cellular component (GO): membrane
Source: RefSeq, a predicted model, not a curated record